Mucor velutinosus is the source of this 693-nucleotide messenger RNA. RefSeq lists its product as uncharacterized. The transcript is spliced from 6 exons. Gene Ontology annotation, molecular function: proton-transporting ATPase activity, rotational mechanism. The record is from RefSeq and is a predicted model, not a curated record. Bases 1 to 693 code for a protein of 230 amino acids. Lineage: Eukaryota; Fungi; Mucoromycota; Mucoromycetes; Mucorales; Mucoraceae. Gene Ontology annotation, cellular component: proton-transporting two-sector ATPase complex, catalytic domain. Gene Ontology annotation, biological process: proton transmembrane transport.
AUGUCCUCCACAGCUAGACCCCUUAACGAUGAUGAAGUCUUCAACGAGAUGAAGAAGAUGGUUGCCUUCAUCAAGCAAGAAGCUUUAGAAAAGGCCAGAGAAAUCAAAGUCAAGGCCGAUGAAGAGUUCAAUAUUGAAAAGGCAAAGAUCGUUCGUCAAGAAUCCUUAAACAUUGAAGCCGUCUUUGAGCGCAAGAUUAAGCAAGCUGAGGUUCAGAAGAGAAUUGCCCAGUCAAACCACAUCAACAAAGCUCGUCUUAGAAUCCUUCAAGAACGCCAACAAGUGCUUGAUGAUCUCUUUCAAGAAACAGAUAAGCUCAUUCAUGAAAUCUCAAAGGACGAAGAUAAAUAUGCUACUUUGAUGGAAGGCCUUAUUCUUCAAGGUGCCUAUGCUCUUAUGGAAGAUGACGUUGUUAUCAAGUGCCGUGAACAAGAUGUCGAUCAAGUAAAUUCUGCCAAGGAACGUGCUGCUGAAAAGUAUGAGGAAACCAUGAAAUCCAAGCCUAAUUUCGAGAUUAGCGAGGAAUAUCUUCCUGCAUCAAGUGCUGGUGGUGUUAUCAUGACUGGUCUGAAUGGUAAGAUUACUGUUGACAAUAGUCUGGGUGCUCGUUUGGAUAUUGCCAAGGAAGAGAUGCUGCCUCAAAUUCGUGUUGCUUUGUUUGACCACUCUCCCAACAGAACCUUCUUCAACUAA